Molecule: messenger RNA, 1654 nt
Organism: Phascolarctos cinereus (koala)
Lineage: Eukaryota; Metazoa; Chordata; Mammalia; Diprotodontia; Phascolarctidae
Gene: PTGES
Product: prostaglandin E synthase
Biological process (GO): prostaglandin biosynthetic process
Cellular component (GO): membrane
Molecular function (GO): prostaglandin-E synthase activity
Source: RefSeq, a predicted model, not a curated record
ACGGGGGUCAUGGGUCACAAGUGGGACGCCAGCUCGAGGUCUUGCCGACUCCGAGGCCUACUGCCGGCUGGCUGACUGACGUUUCUGUGACAUUUGCUACUACUCUAGGGAGCCUGCCUUCCCCCGGGCUUUCUGAUACCUGAAGGUGACAUUCUCCAAGAGGCCGAGAGCAGUCUCUGCCCUGCUCACUUGAACACAUGCAUCCAAGGAACCCUCCACUUGGCCAGGCGUCCGAAGGGGACCGAGCUCCGGCUCCCGCUAGCAGGAUGAUGGACAACGAAGUCUUUGCAAACUUCCUUCUCUACAGCACCGUGCUAGUCAUAAAGAUGUAUUUGCUGGCAGUUAUCACCGGGCAAGUGAGGCUUCGGAAGAAAGCUUUUGCCAAUCCAGAAGAUGCCUUGAAGCAUGGAGGCCUCCAGUAUUGCCGGAUGGACCCAGAUGUGGAGCGAUGUCGCAGAGCCCAUUGGAAUGACCUGGAGAACAUCUUACCAUUUCUGUUCUUGGGAUCCAUCUAUUCCUUCCUGGACCCAGACCCCUUCAUAGCCUGGCUUCACUUUUUCAUCUUCUUUGUCGGGAGGAUAAUUCACACCAUUGCCUACCUGGUGAAACUGAGAGCUCCCAUCCGCUCAGUGGCCUAUACCAUAGCUCAGUUCCCUUGUGUUUCCAUGGCUCUGCAGAUUCUUUGGGAGGUCAUAGACACCUGGUAACCAGCAAUUAGCUAUGAUGCUGUCUCUCCAGCGAGGGAAGGCAACAAACGCAGGUUUUCCAGGGGUUCCAUCUCAUCCCCAUGUCCAUCUCCCUCCUUUCACUUUGCUUCCCUGCAUGACUGAACCAAGUGCCUGGUUGGCUGGCCACUUCCAGAGUAUGUGUGUGAGCAUGCUUGUGUCUUUAUAUCAUCCUGUGUAUGUCCUGAUAUGCAGAUCUUCUUUAGUUCUGCAGAGUCUAGUAAGGUUGCUGAUCACAGCUACAGCAUAGCGAAGGGAAUGGUCAGAUCCAAAAUCCUCCCAAGUUUGCUCCAAAAGCACAGUUUUAAAAAUUACUUGUCCAGUAUGCAUCUCUUUCUUGCUCUUGUUCUCUUUUGUGUUCUCUCUCUCUCUCUCUCCCUCUUUCUUUUUCUCUCUCUCUUGUUUGAGUUCAUUUGUGUUUUAAGACCCUGGAAAAAAGGAAAUGACUCUUUUUGUUAAAUAUUUUCAUAGCUGAAGUUUAAUGAGACUAGGGCCAUGGAAACAAUCUGUUUUGGUGUGCCCCCAGCGUAGGUUUACAGUAUUUGGUAGGCUUCGAAUCUUCUAUUGCACUGCCUUUUCCACAAGAGAUCAUUUCAGAGGAGGAAAGAGGUUGUCCUCUCUAGCAGUAAUAAGAUAGAACCACUAGUUAGGUGUAGGCUAGAGAUGAGUAAUGGAAUCCAACCUCUCUGAAAGGGGGAAGGGGGACAGAGUUAUAACCAACAGAUAUAAAUUGGGAAAAAGUUGUAAAAUAAGGUAAAUAAAAGCUGACUCCUUGGUCUGGCUUUGUUUCUGUGGUUUAGAGACCUAAGACUGAGGACCCGGAUGUCACAACACCCUCCGGGAGUUCAUUCCCCAGAAGCAUACUUUUUUCUUGUUCUGUGAAAGUGUUUAUUAUUGUUGUUAUUAAAUUGCAUUGUUUGAGAAGUUGA